Messenger RNA from Onychomys torridus (southern grasshopper mouse), 978 nucleotides. RefSeq names its product olfactory receptor 287. The transcript has a single exon. Gene Ontology annotation, biological process: G protein-coupled receptor signaling pathway. Gene Ontology annotation, molecular function: G protein-coupled receptor activity; olfactory receptor activity. Bases 25 to 978 code for a protein of 317 amino acids. Lineage: Eukaryota; Metazoa; Chordata; Mammalia; Rodentia; Cricetidae. Gene Ontology annotation, cellular component: membrane. The record is from RefSeq and is a predicted model, not a curated record.
CCCUUCUUGGAAGCUUGGUAGUCCAUGUCCCCCAAAUAUUCAAUGGCUUGGGGUGCUGGCCAAAACCUGUCCACACCUGGACCUUUCAUCUUGCUGGGCUUCCCUGGGCCACGGAGCCUGCGCAUUGGGCUUUUCCUACUUUUCCUGGUCAUGUAUCUGCUCACAGUAGCUGGAAACCUAGCCAUCAUCUCUCUGGUAGGAGCACACAGAGGCCUGCAGACACCCAUGUACUUCUUCCUCUGCAACCUCUCCUUCCUGGAGAUCUGGUUCACCACAGCCUGUGUGCCCAAGACCCUGGCCACUUUUGUUCCCCUGGGUGGAGCUGUCUCCUUGGCUGGCUGCGCCACACAGAUGUACUUCGUCUUUUCUCUGGGUUGUACCGAGUACUUCUUGCUGGCUGUGAUGGCUUAUGACCGCUACCUGGCCAUCUGCCUUCCACUACGCUAUGGUGGCAUCAUGACACCUGGGCUGGCAACACGGUUGGCUCUGGGAUCCUGGCUGUGUGGCUUUUCUGCAAUCACAGUGCCAGCUGUCCUCAUUGCCCGCCUCUCCUUCUGUGGCUCACGUGUCAUCAACCAUUUCUUCUGUGACAUUGCACCCUGGAUAGUGCUGUCCUGCACUGACACACAGGUGGUGGAGCUGGUGUCCUUUGGUAUUGCCUUCUGUGUCAUUCUGGGCUCAUGUGGUAUCACUCUGGUUUCUUACGCCUACAUCAUCACUACCAUCAUCAAGAUUCCCUCUGCUCAGGGCCGGCACCGUGCCUUCUCAACCUGCUCAUCCCACCUCACAGUGGUGCUUAUUUGGUAUGGCUCCACCAUAUUCUUGCAUGUGAGGACCUCGGUAGAGAGCUCCUUGGACCUCACCAAGGCUAUCACAGUGCUCAACACCAUUGUUACACCAGUGUUGAACCCUUUCAUAUAUACCCUGAGGAACAAGGAUGUGAAGGAGGCUCUGCGCAGAACAGUGCAGGGAAAGUGA